AUGCACGAACGGUCAGUCCGCUCGGACAACCCGUCUGUUCCGCCAGAGCACCCAGCUGUGAGCGCUCAGAGCGCAGCGCUCUGGACUGUGGAACGGGGACGCUCGGAGCGCUCUGAGCGCAUUUACGAACGAGGCACCUUUACAAGAGAUCCACCCGGAUACAGGGCCGAUAAGGGAGCGCGGCCGUUCUUCCAGGCCCUCAAAAGAGAAAACAUGGGUAGGAGGCACGCAUUCAGCAGCAGUCUCUUCGCUAGGAAGACCACCCAGACUGACAGCGGGCUAAUAGCGUCAUAUAACCUCUCCUUGCUGAUGGCCAAAUGUGGGCCAGCCGUUCACAAUCGGAGAGAAGUUGGUACUCACAUGGCCAUCAAAGAGGUUCAUAUGCGUCAAGGUACAACCCGCGGCCCACGUGACGCAGAAGUUCCUGGCGUGGACUACAACUUCCUCUCAGUAGAGGAUUUCCUGGAGUUGGAGAAGAGUGGGACCCUUUUGGAGAUUGGAACAUAUGAUGGUAACUAUUAUGGGACGCCCAAGCCACCGGUGCAGCCCCCCGGUGGGAAAGUGAUUAGCAGUAGCGGUAGCGGCGGUGAUGCCCCACUGCCAGACGGGCUCAGCGGUAGCCUGCCGGGCUCUGAGCACUCCACUCCCCGACGCUCCAAGUCCUACAAUGACAUGCAAAAUGCUGGAAUAGGGCCUGGAGAGCAGCAGCAGGAGGAAGACGAGGACCUCCCGGACAUGAACAGCAGCUUUACAGGAGAUUCUAGUGAAUUAGACGAGAUUCCUCACUCAGUGCGCCCCUACGCCCCCCGGAGUGACCCGCCCUACGUUGGGAGAACCCCCUCACCAUCGGCCACCACGGAGAGCACUCAGCAUUCCAACUCUAACCUGAGCCAUCCUCCCCCGGAGGACCCUCUGGGGACUCUGCCUGACAACUGGGAGAUGGCCUACACCGAGAACGGAGAGGUCUACUAUAUAGACCACAAUACAAAGACCACCUCCUGGAUAGACCCUCGGUGCAUGGACAAGCCUCAGAAACCCCUGGAAGAAUGUGAAGACGAUGAAGGGGUCCACACAGAAGAGCUGGACAAUGACUUAGAACUUCCACCAGGAUGGGAGAAAAUCGACGAUCCAGUGUAUGGGGUCUACUAUGUUGAUCAUAUCAACAGGAAGACCCAGUAUGAGAAUCCCAUGUUGGAGGCUAAGAGGCGCAGGCAGCUGGAGCAGCAGCCUCAGCAGCCUCAGCCCCAAAGCCAGCAGCCACCUGAAGGUGAGCGCUACAUCCGAGAAUGGAUCGAGGAGUCGGCGUUGGCAGGGGCCCCGCUGGCCAACUAUGCUGCCAACCACCAGGAGACCUACAGGGACCCCCAAACAGGACCACCAAUGCCCAACGCCGUGGGACAAAAGCGAGGGAAGCCUUUCUUUACUCGGAACCGAUCCGAGCUGAAUGGGACUUUCAUCAACACAAAGCUGAAAAAGAGUCGCCGGGGGUUCGGCUUCACCGUGGUCGGAGGCGACGAGCCAGACGAGUUCCUGCAGAUCAAGAGCCUAGUUUUAGAUGGACCUGCCGCCCUGGAUGGCAAAAUGGAGACAGGCGAUGUGAUAGUGAGUGUCAACGACAUCUGUGUGCUCGGCUACACCCACGCUCAAGUUGUGAAGAUCUUCCAGUCCAUCCCUAUCGGCUCCAUGGUGAACUUGGAGCUGUGCCGCGGCUACCCACUGCCCUUUGACCCCGAUGACCCCAACACUAGCCUCGUCACCUCAGUGGCCAUUCUCGACAACAAAGACCCCAUCAUCGUCAACGGUCAGGAGGCCCUCAACAGCUACGACUCGCCGUCCAGCCACGGGAGUCAGAACAACAACAGCUCGACAAACGGAGGGGCGCCCCACAACGGCCUCCCCCGACCCUACAGCCCCUCCGCGGACGUGGCCUCCGAUACCUCUUCCCAUCAAGGCUACCCCAACGACGUGGUCACCCUGGCCUCCUCCAUCGCCACGCAACCAGAGCUCAUCACUGUACACAUGGAGAAAGGAGACAAGGGCUUCGGCUUCACCAUCGCCGACAGUCCAGGAGGCGGAGGGCAGAGGGUGAAGCAGAUCGUGGAUUACCCGCGCUGCCGUGGCCUCAAGGAGGGCGACAUCAUCGUGGAGGUCAACAAGAGAAACGUGCAGACCAUGUCUCACAACCAGGUGGUGGACAUGCUCAGCAAGUGUCCCAAAGGCAGCGAGGUCAGCAUGCUGGUGCAGAGAGACUCGCAGACCUCCAGAGCCCUAAGCGGACGGUUCCAGACAAGGGUGGCACCUGCAAAGAAGAGCCCGAAACUGGAUCAUAUGGAGCAGGCUCCUCCAUACAGAGAUUACACUAGGAUGCAAUUGUCGAGGAAAGACAGUCAGAACAGCUCCCAGCACAGCGUUUCCAGCCACCGGAGCGCCCACACAGACUCGCCUGUGCACUCGUCCCUGGCGGCCACUCUCAACGAGAGCAUCGCCCCCCCGCCCCCCUCUCAGCCCCUGCCUGGCCUGCCGCCCCAGGACUCCCCGGCAGACGGGACCAUCCAAAGAAAACCAGACCCCUUUAAGAUCUGGGCCCAGUCCAGGAGCAUGUAUGAAAGUAGGCUUCCAGACUUCCAAGAGCAGGACAUUUUCCUGUGGAGGAAGGACACAGGGUUCGGCUUCAGGAUCCUCGGAGGCAACGAGGCCGGGGAGCCGAUCUACAUCGGACACAUAGUGAAAUACGGCGCGGCAGACGAAGACGGGCGCCUGCGGUCCGGAGAUGAGCUGGUAAGCGUGGACGGCACCGCAGUGGUCGGCAAGUCGCACCAACUGGUGGUGCAACUGAUGCAGCAGGCGGCAAAGCAGGGCCACGUCAACCUCACCGUGCGACGCAAAGCCACCUACACCGUUAAAGCAGAAGGAGACGUGCCACCCUCGCCGGCGUCCUCCCACCACAGCAGCAACCAGGCCCCCAGCCUGACGGAGGAGAUGGGGAAGCGCGACCCCCAGGGCAGCCAGAACUCUCUGAACACCGUGAGCUCCGGCAGCGGCUCCACCUCUGGCAUCGGCAGCGGGGGAGGCGGCGGAGGGGCGGGAGGCAGCGGUAACGCCGUCAUCGCCGUGGCUGCAGCCCCCACCAACUCCUCUCAGCCCCCCGUCGUCAUGUCCAACGCCCCCUCCACCAUGCAGCCCUACGACGUGGAGAUCCGCCGCGGAGAGAGCGAAGGAUUCGGUUUCGUCAUCGUGUCUUCCGUGUCGCGGCCCGAAGCUGGCACCACCUUUGCUGGCAAUGCAUGUGUGGCCAUGCCCCACAAAAUAGGGCGCAUCAUCGAGGGGAGCCCGGCGGACCGCUGCGGGAAGCUGAAGGUCGGCGACCGCAUCCUGGCCGUGAACUCCUGCUCCAUCACCAACAAGUCCCACUCUGACAUCGUCAACCUCAUCAAGGAGGCCGGGAACACCGUCACACUACGCAUCAUCCCCGGGGACGAGUCAU
Messenger RNA from Notothenia coriiceps (black rockcod), 3484 nucleotides. Its product is annotated as membrane-associated guanylate kinase, WW and PDZ domain-containing protein 1-like. Gene Ontology annotation, cellular component: cell-cell junction; cytoplasm. Gene Ontology annotation, molecular function: protein binding. The record is from RefSeq and is a predicted model, not a curated record. The transcript has 21 exons. The annotation marks the transcript as partial. Gene Ontology annotation, biological process: signal transduction. NCBI's taxonomy places the organism in Eukaryota, Metazoa, Chordata, Actinopteri, Perciformes, Nototheniidae.